UGACGCACCGUCCGCGGCUCCACCAGGAGCAAGGGAAGAACUAUUAAAACAAGCUGACGCUGGCGAAAUUAACUACACCGCAAAAUACAUCAAAAAGCAUCCGAAAAAAACACUAGAGAGUAUAUACAAAGACUACGAAAGGCAGCAACUGGAGAACACAAACAACCAACAAACCGACAUCCUCAUCGCCAAGUUUACCGAACUUAUGGGAGAACUGAAAGCUGUCAAAUCCAUUCCUUCGGUAUAUUUGACAGGUGGAAAACAAGCUGCUCAAUGUGUAGUGGAAAACAAGCUGCUCAAAAAAGACCUAAGAAACCUUGUUGGUUACAUAACACCAUAUAUUCCGCUCAUUGGAAUAUUAAGUGCUGGAAUUACUUUCGGAAAACACGUUGUCAGUACUAAGGUAAGCUGUCCGGAGAAAAAGGAAUAA
Molecule: messenger RNA, 430 nt
Organism: Paramuricea clavata
Lineage: Eukaryota; Metazoa; Cnidaria; Anthozoa; Malacalcyonacea; Plexauridae
Source: the annotation of a GenBank genome assembly